Molecule: messenger RNA, 228 nt
Organism: Tauraco erythrolophus (red-crested turaco)
Lineage: Eukaryota; Metazoa; Chordata; Aves; Musophagiformes; Musophagidae
Source: RefSeq, a predicted model, not a curated record
AUGGACCUCCGCAAGCUGGUCGGGCGAUGUGCUGUGAUACUGCUCCUGGCUGUGCUGUGCGAUGUAAUCGGGCUGAUUGUCCUCUUCCUGGGAAUUUUUGCUCCUCUAAGCUUCUGGGACUUCUUCGUUUACUUGGGAGCUCUGCUGCUCGCCUCCAGCCUCAUCUUCUGGAUCUUCUGGUACACAUUCAACAUCGAGGUCCCCUUUAAGGAGCUAGGUUUUAACUAA